Messenger RNA from Drosophila serrata, 804 nucleotides. RefSeq names its product DUF1676 domain-containing protein Osi14 (gene Osi14). Gene Ontology annotation, cellular component: membrane. Lineage: Eukaryota; Metazoa; Arthropoda; Insecta; Diptera; Drosophilidae. The record is from RefSeq and is a predicted model, not a curated record.
AUGAAAGUGUUUGCCAUCGCCUGUGUAACCCUUUUGGCGGCCAGUUGCGCCCUUGCCGCCCCCAGUCUCCAAGACAAUCGUGUCGAGGGGGAUAACACUCUGGGCCGGGCCGCCAGAUAUUUGGGCGCCUGCCUUGAGAGCGACGAUAUGGCCACCUGCCUGGCCGUCAAGGGAAUCACCGCCCUUAACCGGGCCGCCAGGAGCAACAACAUCGAGCUGGCCAGCGGUGUCACCUUCCAGAGAGAUCCAGCUAGCCCCGUUUCCCGUACCGGAAAAUCCCUAAGCGAGCAGGAUGUCUACGCUGAAUUGCCCCAGAAUGCUGAUGAGCGUACUGGCCGUCUUGUGGAUUUGGCCAUCUCCAGUGCCACCGAUUUCCUGAGCAGCCACAAUCUGGAGUUUAAGCUACCCGCCGAGACCACCCAGCAGGUGGCCCGUGCUCUCGAUGAAGGCCGUGGCAAGAUCAAGAAGAUGAUUGGACCCCUGGCUCUGGCUAUUGGCGCCAAGCUCUUCGCUGUCAUUCCCCUGGUGCUCGGUUUCCUGGCUCUGCUGACCUUCAAGGCCGUGAUUGUGGCCAAGAUUGCCUUCUUCCUGGCCAUCCUGGUCGGUGGCUCUCGUCUGCUCGGUGGAUUCGGCAACAAGUUCGGAGGCAACUCAUACGGUGGUGCCUACAGCUCGAAUGCCUGGUCUGCACCUGCCAGCGCUGGCUGGAGCUCGGGUGCCUCCUCGUCCUAUCCCUAUGCCCGCAGCAUCAACGAUGAUGCCCAGCAGUUGGCCUACGCCGGACAGGAGCAGCAGCAGCAGUGA